AUGACUUUGCCAGAACAAUUGACAGCCAGCGAUGUGCCAGAUUUUGUACAGUUGUCUGCCUACUAUGCAGACCGCACUCCUCAGUGUGUUCGUGAGGAUUUUCAUUACCUCAUAUUUGGUUCCAAUUAUGACGACGAGGCUGGCGAUCUGCAAGUCAGCAAAUUGCUAUGCUUACCUGUCACUGUUCAAGAAUUGAUUAAAAAAGAUCGUGCUGCUGUCACUGCUUCAAAAAUUGCCUACUUUGUGAUUGACUGCAGAUCUAAUGAUGCAUACAACUGUGGCCACAUAUAUGGAUCAUUUAGCCUCGAUUGUCAACUGCUUGUUGACGCUCCCAGCCAGUUCGAAAUUGCUCUCAAUUCAUUGGAAUCCUAUAAGAACGCGCAGAAGUUUGACGAGCAUAUUUGCUUUUUUGGAUACGGCGAUGAGGACCAGGUAAAGCUCCCCAUAAAACGUUUUGAAAGCGUAGCUUAG
Cylicostephanus goldi is the source of this 471-nucleotide messenger RNA. The record is from the annotation of a GenBank genome assembly. NCBI's taxonomy places the organism in Eukaryota, Metazoa, Nematoda, Chromadorea, Rhabditida, Strongylidae.